Protopolystoma xenopodis is the source of this 498-nucleotide messenger RNA. Lineage: Eukaryota; Metazoa; Platyhelminthes; Monogenea; Polystomatidea; Polystomatidae. The record is from the annotation of a GenBank genome assembly.
AUGAUUUCCACGCAUUUUGCUAACUUGUCCACCUAUUUUGCAGAUGCCAAGUCUACAGUUCCAGUCGGCCUGACACAUCCGAGUCUCAUGCAUCCAACGCGAGAAGCAGAGCCUUUCGCAAUCUGCAUGCCACAAUCCCCACUCUUGACCGGCCGAAAGCCUGGCGCUUGUGUUGUGGGUAGAAGCGAGUUCGAUGAAUUCGGCCAAAUGACCUCGACCCGGCGGGACUCGGGUACAAAGCUCUCCAACAAGCAGGCGCUGGCUGGCGAGGAGAGACCGGAGACUGAGGCCGAGGCUGAUGACGAGGGCUACAGCCUGCCGCCCGGCGACCCCUUUGAGCUGGACGUCCGAGAGGGCUCCGAGUCCGACUGUCUCCUCGACGAGACCGAGCAGCAGAGCCCGACGCGCUCCUUCUGCAGCAACGAGGCGUCCAGCAGUCAGGGCGAAAGUGAGUCCGCCAGGGGAAAAAGAGACUGGCCAACUCGACGCGGAGGUUGA